Messenger RNA from Fusarium sp. VM40, 429 nucleotides. The record is from the annotation of a GenBank genome assembly. Lineage: Eukaryota; Fungi; Ascomycota; Sordariomycetes; Hypocreales; Nectriaceae.
AUGUCUUCCCAGACUAACAAACCAUCAGCCCCCACGAGCAUCCUGAAGGGCUCUUCCAAAAACCCCUCCCAGUUCUAUGAGCCUAAACCCAAGCUCAACGUCAAUUUCUGCCCUGAGAACGACACAGUCAUCACUAUCCCCGCUGCUAACACCGGCCAUCCCGUCAUGAGCCUCAAGGGCUUCCCCAAGCGUCAACUAUUUACCGAAGGGUUUUCCACGGUUUGGGUCAACAAGCCUGCCGUUGAAAGCGGCGCCGUGGUCCCUAAGCCAGACACCUCGGGUGACGAGGAUGUGGUGGUCCCUCCUGGGAAGUUCAACUACGAAGAGCUCAUGGCGCUGCCCGACGACGAGCGUGCUAUGGUCAUCCUGACUGAGCCGUUUGAAGAGACCGUGAAGCGUCUGCGUGACCAUGUUAACAAAUCCAAGUAA